UUCUUUUCUCAGGAAAUGCCAUCAGUUUCUGCUGAAGACAAACACUGGAACAGCCGCAGCGUCGAUGAGAAGCAGUCGAGGAACUCCAUUCUAACUGAAUGGAUUGGUAUGGGGAGAAGCGGACCUCAAAUCACGGCUAAGCGGCAGCUUUGGGACUGUGUAACGAUCACCAUGGUUUUACUUUCGCUGCUGUUUCGACCAGCUCACUGCCAGCAGUGUCGGAUCCAGCGCUGCAAUGCGGAGUACGUGUCAUCUACCUCACCCUCUAGUGGUCUACAGGAGGACGUGUCCCUGGAUGUUGACUACUGCAUUGCCUUGCGGGCUUACGCCCUGUGCACCCGGCGACAGGCACGCAGCUGCAGGGGAGACUUGGUUUACCAUUCAGCCGUCUUCCGUAUUAAGGAGCUUUUCUCUCAGCACAAUUGCUCCAGUGACGGGCCCACUUCCUCCGCCAAGGUCCCCAGCACGUCCCGGCCGGCCGUGUCGGAACUGUGUGACUAUGAGAAUCGGGUCCUCGCGUCAGGCUCAGCCGGUCAGCAGAAGAAAUACGCUCACUGUGGAUUAUUCGGAGACCCGCAUCUACGGACUUUCAGAGACGAGUUUCAGACCUGCAAGGUGGAAGGGGCGUGGCCUCUUAUCGACAACCGCUUCCUGUCUGUGCAGGUGACAAAUGUGCCUGUUGUCCUUGGCUCCAGUGCCACAGCAACCAGCAAGAUAACAGUCAUCUUCAAGUCCUACCACGGCUGUACAGAUCAGAAGGUGUACCAAGCCACUACUGAGGAUUUGCCAUUGGCUUUUCAGGACGGGACUCGCAGAGGCGGCGAGAGCGGCAGCUUGGCCAUCUCAGAGCGAGGCGGCUCUGGAGUGGGCCGCCAGGUGAAGAUUCAGGCCCGCUACAUCGGCACUUCCAUCAUCAUUAGGCGCGUGGGCAGCUACCUGACCUUUGCCAUCCGUAUGCCGGAGGAGAACCUGGACUUUUCAGAGGACAAUGGCGGCCUGCAGCUGUGUCUGCACGGAUGCCCACGUAACGAGCUCAUCAAAGAGCACAGGCUGGGCCGUCAAAGCCAGCAGCCGCGUCUGCAGGGCACCAACACAGAGCUGGGUCCUCUGCGGCCGCCGCACCAGGUCUACACGGUGGAGCGGGCCGCAGCGAAGUGCAGAGAGACUCUGCAGGUGGAGGACGUGUACUUUCAUUCCUGUGUGUUUGACUUGCUGACCACCGGAGACCCCGAGUUCUCCAUGGCAGCCUACGGCGCUCUGGAGGACUUGAAGGCGCUGCCGCCCAGUAAACUGAGGCAGAACCCCAGGACAACUCGUCUUUUUAAUCAAGGAGUGUCACACGUGUCGGCUCACAGCCCUUUGUUCGCACUCUUAUUCCUCAUUCUGCUGCUUUUGUAAAAAAAAAAAAAAAGAAAAAAUAUAAAUGAUUAUUAAAGAGAAACAUGGAGGCAACCAGAACGUGGAAGCAUCACCAGCUUGAGGAAAGAGUGAUUAUAGCUCAGACGUAUAUACUUGGUUUGUUUUUUGGUUGUUUUUUGUUUUGUUUUUAAAUCAUUGAAUGUGUUUGUCAUUUGAAGGAUUCCAUACUCAAAAAAAUUACUUUUGUUCCCUCAUUACUUCUUCUGUGGAUUAAUACACGGAUCGCAACCUUUUUGAAGAAACAGAAAAUGUGUAUAGUCGCGUGGUUUGAGUCAUUAUCACAGGUUUACUGUUAUUCGGUUUACUUUGGUCUCUGAAAAGGUAAAACUCUUACUGACCUCAAGGUGGAUGAACAGAAUUGAGUUGUUUUAAUUGUAAAUAUUUCAUGUUUUUAAUUGAGAAAAUGUACAACAUUCAAAAUCUCCACUAUGUAUGAGGCUCCAUAUAACUUCAUGUAAAGAUGGCUUUUAGGUCCUACAUAAUCAAGUACUAUCAAUAGCACUUUCAGCAAGUUUUGUGCAUUUAAGUGUUGUUUCUUUGUCAGUUACAAGUUAUUUCAGAAAUCGGCAUGCUAAAUACACAGGAUCCAACAACUCUAUGUAAAAACUACCUAUCCAUGAUAACAAGUGUCUGUGUGAUGUUGUCAGCAGUUCUCAUCUUCUGUGAAACACUCCUCUUCAAGCUGUUUAGCUUCCAGUUUUAAAGGUUUAACAAAAAAAAAAAACCUUCACAAAUCUUUAUAUAAUAAUAUAUUAAGAGAGUGUAUAUAUGUGUUUUAUAUUGUGUACAUUUGACUGUGUAUAGUUGUUGUACCUGUAAUAUGUUUUACAUUUGUGUUAGGUUAUUUUGAGACUUUGUAAGAAAAGUAAAUAUGUGUUGUAUCUGUAAUUUUCUGUAUUAAAGUGUUGAAACUUCA
Molecule: messenger RNA, 2335 nt
Organism: Solea senegalensis (Senegalese sole)
Lineage: Eukaryota; Metazoa; Chordata; Actinopteri; Pleuronectiformes; Soleidae
Gene: rgmd
Product: RGM domain family, member D
Exons: 4
Coding region: 16-1398 (460 amino acids)
Biological process (GO): BMP signaling pathway
Cellular component (GO): plasma membrane
Molecular function (GO): coreceptor activity
Source: RefSeq, a predicted model, not a curated record